AUGCAUCAAGGAGGAGUAUUAAAUAGUGAUGCAUUUAUCUAGAAUAUUCUAUGUAGAAAAGGUUAGAGAUGUUCUAGAGAAAUAUAGCUACAAGUAUUCUAGAGAAUUCUCCACUAGAGAAUUCUUAUGUAAAAUCUAGAUUAAUUAGACAUAGUUGUAGAAUACUCUAGAAUCAUAGCAUUUAAUAAGGAUCUAGAAUGAUCCUCUAGCACCUAUAAAUAGGACUCAUUGUACUCAUUUGCUCACUAAGCAAACCAAGAAACAUCAAUACAAUAUAUCUUUUCUAGAGACAAGAGCUCUACUCUAAAACACCUCCUCUACACUGCACCUCACUAAAAUCACUUAACAUAUUCAUAUACCAACAAUCUCUUCUAUUUCUAACAGACUGGGACUGUAAGCCCGGCACUCUGAGCAAAAUCCAGAGCAUCACGAAGCUGGAGCGAGCCGGAAUCAAGCUGAAGUUAAACAGUAGCAUGAGGAGGAGUUUCCUGCAGGUGGAAUUCAAGCGGGGAAUGAUUACGAUGCCCCAGCUGAACUUGGACAACAGGAUGUGCGGGUUCUUGGUGAACUGCGUGGCUUUCUAGCAGCUCUACGGGAGGGAAGAAAAGAGCAUGUCGGAGUACGUGGCGUUUCUGGACUGCCUCAUAGACUCGGAGGAGGACGUGACUCCUCUGUGUGAGGCCAGCAUCGUGCGCCACCAAUCCCAUUUAUUUUCGCAUCCCCAAGUGGCCGCCUUUGUGAACCAGCUCGGGAAGGCAGCGGUGUGCGAUGCCGCUGGAGGCUACUUGAGGGACGUGUUCGUCCGAGUGAACAAUCACUUCGACAAACACUACGACGACCCAUGGCAUGUUCUGAUUGCCGAUGUCACUCAAUCACACUUCAAGAGAUACUUCAGCUCCCCUUGGAAACUCACGUCUGUCUGCGCUGCCGUUAUUCUCCUCCUCCUCACCGUCACCCAGACCAUUUUCACCAUCAUGGACUAUUUCAAGAAAGACUAGGCUAUUUCACCAAGUGUAAUGGUGAGUACGUGUUCAUUUUCUGUGUGCCUCAACUUUCCCACUUUUAUUUGGUGGCCAUGGCCAGUUCUUCAAAACACCGCUUUCAAUUAUUCUCUCCAUGGACUUGUCAAUUUGCUAGCAUCAAACAUAAUGUCUCUG
Messenger RNA from Cuscuta epithymum, 1157 nucleotides. Lineage: Eukaryota; Viridiplantae; Streptophyta; Magnoliopsida; Solanales; Convolvulaceae. The record is from the annotation of a GenBank genome assembly.